Pan troglodytes (chimpanzee) is the source of this 4191-nucleotide messenger RNA. RefSeq names its product NGFI-A binding protein 1 (gene NAB1). Bases 295 to 1758 code for a protein of 487 amino acids. Gene Ontology annotation, biological process: negative regulation of DNA-templated transcription. The record is from RefSeq and is a predicted model, not a curated record. Lineage: Eukaryota; Metazoa; Chordata; Mammalia; Primates; Hominidae. Gene Ontology annotation, molecular function: transcription coregulator activity; transcription factor binding. Gene Ontology annotation, cellular component: nucleus. The transcript is spliced from 8 exons.
GCCGCCCGCGCGCCGCAGCCUGGAGGAGCCGCCGCCGCCGCCGCCGCGGCCAAGCGAGCGCCGUCGGGGCGGGUGGGCGGGAAGAAGCGGCGGGCUCGAGGUGGGGGGGAGCAGAGAGAGCGCGCCCACCACCUUCCCUUCCCCCCUCGAUGGGAGCGGGGGCGUCCCGGCUCCCGCAGCCGCCAGAGGAGGGAGAGCCGGGGGCCGUCGCUUCGGAGUUGGGGCUGAGCAGUCCUCGGGGAGAGCGCGCCAAGACCGCUGCAGCCGCUGGCUGAGUUAAACCCAUCCAGAGUAAUGGCUGCGGCCUUACCCAGGACCCUGGGGGAGUUGCAGCUGUAUAGAAUAUUACAAAAAGCCAAUCUACUUUCUUAUUUUGAUGCCUUUAUCCAACAAGGUGGUGAUGAUGUCCAGCAACUCUGUGAAGCAGGAGAAGAGGAGUUUUUGGAAAUCAUGGCACUCGUGGGCAUGGCUAGCAAGCCCCUUCAUGUUAGAAGGCUGCAGAAGGCUUUGAGAGACUGGGUCACAAACCCUGGGCUUUUCAAUCAGCCACUGACUUCCCUUCCUGUCAGUAGCAUACCCAUCUAUAAAUUACCAGAGGGAUCACCAACAUGGCUGGGAAUAUCCUGCAGUAGUUAUGAAAGGAGUAGCAAUGCCCGGGAACCUCAUUUAAAAAUCCCCAAAUGUGCUGCCACCACCUGUGUGCAGAGCUUGGGACAGGGGAAGUCAGAUGUGGUCGGGAGCCUAGCACUGCAGAGUGUUGGUGAGUCCAGACUCUGGCAAGGCCACCAUGCCACUGAGAGCGAGCACAGCCUCUCCCCAGCAGACCUGGGCUCCCCCGCGUCCCCAAAGGAGAGCAGCGAGGCGCUGGAUGCUGCUGCUGCGCUUUCUGUGGCUGAGUGUGUGGAGCGGAUGGCCCCCACACUGCCAAAAAGUGACUUGAACGAAGUGAAAGAGCUGCUAAAAACCAACAAGAAGUUGGCCAAAAUGAUUGGUCACAUCUUUGAGAUGAACGAUGAUGAUCCACACAAAGAGGAGGAAAUUCGGAAAUACAGUGCAAUAUAUGGCAGAUUUGACUCAAAGAGGAAGGAUGGGAAACAUCUCACACUUCAUGAGCUCACGGUUAAUGAAGCGGCUGCUCAACUCUGUGUGAAGGAUAAUGCCCUGCUGACAAGAAGAGAUGAGCUUUUUGCCUUGGCUCGACAGAUUUCUCGAGAAGUCACCUAUAAAUAUACUUACAGAACCACCAAGUCAAAAUGUGGAGAAAGAGAUGAAUUAUCCCCAAAGAGAAUUAAAGUGGAGGAUGGGUUUCCAGAUUUCCAGGAUUCUGUGCAAACACUCUUCCAGCAGGCUAGAGCUAAGAGUGAAGAACUUGCAGCUCUUAGUUCACAGCAGCCUGAAAAGGUGAUGGCAAAGCAGAUGGAGUUCCUUUGCAAUCAAGCUGGCUAUGAGAGACUGCAGCAUGCCGAGAGGAGGUUGUCUGCAGGGCUUUACAGGCAGAGCUCAGAAGAGCACAGUCCUAACGGCUUGACUUCCGAUAACUCAGAUGGACAAGGAGAAAGACCUUUGAAUCUCCGAAUGCCUAAUUUACAGAACAGACAACCCCAUCAUUUUGUGGUGGAUGGGGAGCUGAGCAGACUUUACCCCAGUGAGGCAAAGUCCCACUCAUCAGAGAGCCUUGGGAUUUUAAAAGACUACCCUCAUUCAGCUUUUACCUUAGAAAAGAAAGUCAUCAAAACAGAGCCUGAAGAUUCAAGAUAGCUGUGAUUUCUCUCACCGUUCUCUGGAAAUGGCAUCAGAUUUAAGGAUAAUACUCCAUCAUAGAAAUAAGCCUUAAUAACCAGUGUUGCCUCAUUCAGCUCAAACAGAUUUCAUAGCCAAAGCAAAAGGACUGGUACGGUAGUCUGUGGAAACCAGGAAGAUAAAACAACAGCCACAAAAGAGAAAAUCAAGAGUGUUGCAAUCUAUAACAGUAAUAUUGAUUCAUUCACAUUCCUGUGUUAAGUCAUUUUAUAUGGAAAGGCUUACAAAUCAAUAUUGUAAGCAUUCAUUAUUUAAGAAUGUACAAUGUAUUUGUGUAAUUUAUAGAAGUAAAAUCUAGAUGUUGAGACCUGUUUGGUCUAAUAGAUGUGGAUACAGUUUAUUUUACUUGAAAUUUUGUUGUCUACUUUGUGUGUUUAACGUAAAUAUAUGUCAGAGUUUAGAAUCUUUGCCUGCAGUUGUGAAAAAGAAAGCUUAAGUGAUGUAGUUAUUGGCAAGAUUGCAAUGAUUGUGGAAAAAUAGAAAGCGAAUACUCAGUUUAAGCCAAGGAAAAUAUUGUGGAUUUAAUAUUUGAUAAAACUGAUUUUGUUUAACAGGAAAUUUUUAGCAUUCAGUCAUAUAACAUCUGGUUAUCAAUGCACGUUUACACAAUAAAUACUUGAGUGGAGGAAAGUUAAAAAGAUGAGCAAUAGAGUAGAAAAUAUAUCUUAAACUAGUUGACCUAGAUUGUAUUAAUAGCUACUUAAGAUGUUUCAAAGAUAGGAAGCUAUUGCUUGGACAGAGAACUUGAAAUAAGUGGACCCAUGUAUAAAAGCUUUGACUUAAACAUUGAUAUUUCAGAAUGUGUUAAAUAGAUUAAGACACAGUAAGUUAACCCUACAUGUUACAAAGAUGGUGGCUGUUAACAAAGGCUGUAACAGAUUAAGUACUAUUUUAUAUCCAGAAAGUCUUCUCUAUGUAGAGAAGUCAGAGAGACUAGAUGCUUUCACUAGGGAAUGUCUUCCCACCCAGCCAUCACAAGUGUGGACAAUCACUGCAUCCACAUCUGUAGGCAUAUUUCUAUGGAAGUUUAGUUGACAGCUAUAUUCAUUAUUUAUUUUACGAUUUCAUUUUUCUACACCUUUGAGAUUUAUGAAUGCAGUUUUUUCUUAAAAUUUAUUUUAACUUGACAGUAUGUUUUUAGUUCCCCCAAUUUAAUUAAUGGACCAUGUGCAUAUAUAUGGGAGUGUGCUUACAUGUUAAUAAUUUACUUGCAUACUUACGAGAAUUUCACAUUGGAAUUCAUAAUGGUAAAACAACAUACAUCUGCCAAUAUACGUUUUUUCUGUUGGUUUAAGAGAAGAUAACUGACAGCUUUACCUACUUCCUACAGAUGCAUCUAAACCCAGAUAUUACUGAGAAGAGUGUAUUGACUCUGAGUGUAAGAGAGUAUGUGUUUUUUUGUUUUUAGUUCUGCUCUAGAUCAUAAUUGUAAAAAAUAUUAAGUCAUAAUCUGUUACACUAAAAUUUGUCAGCCAAAUGUUAGAUGAAAUGUCUGCACUGUAGUCUCAGAUCACUGUCACGUAUAUAAAUUGCUUCUUCAUUUUAAUUUGUAGAAGUACUUUACAGUAGGAAACGCCAGUAAACAACUUUUAUACUGUUAAAAGGCUUUUUUCCCCUUCCUAAAUGUUUUAAUUGUACCAUAGUGUUUUGCUCACUGAAGAAGCUUCUUAUGGACCUUGCAACUUUGUUGCUAGCUUGAGGUUGAUUAUUGUGGUUGUAUUGUUCACUGUGUAUAGAAAUAGUAUGAGUACGAUUUCAAUAGACUGUUCAGUUUUUAAUAUUAGCCAUAGCACUGGUUAGUAUCUCAGUAGUUUCAUGAAACGUUUCCUGUAUUCUAAUCUAUUUUGAAACAUUUUGUUUUUUUUUAAUUGUGUCUUACAGUCAAGUUUGUAGAUUUUCAUAAGCCACAAUUUUAAAAGAUGCAGUAAUCUUCCAACUUCCAAUAUUUAUCCAUUCGUUGUGGACCCACAGAUUGCAUCUUUAAAUUCAUAAUAAGUUUCCUUAACUAUCUUAUGUUUCUAGUCUUUCAAGCUUAGUGAUAAGGUGGAAGCACAAGAAAAAUUUCAGUAGAAUACAGUUUUUAUUUUGUAAACACUAAUGUAUUAAACUUGCUAUACAUUAAAGCAAAUAAUAUAUAUUUUUAUUUGAAUUGUAUAUGUGAAUUGGAAGUUAUAACUAGUUGAUUUUUUCAUUUUGUUAGAGGUAUUUUCACUGAACAAGGUCAAUUGGUUACCUCAGUAUUACAGCCAAUAUAGUCCAAGGGACCAUUUCUCCCCGAGUCUCUUACACUUUAUUGUGCGAUGUCCACGUUUUUGUGACUCUUCAAGCUGUUGGUGAGGUGGGACGAAUGCACUUGCUUCCUGUGGCAAUAAAGAUUUUCUGUGCCUCACA